Drosophila ficusphila is the source of this 406-nucleotide messenger RNA. It is a transcript of the gene ubl, whose product is annotated as ubiquitin-like protein 5. Gene Ontology annotation, biological process: mRNA splicing, via spliceosome; protein modification process. Gene Ontology annotation, molecular function: protein binding; protein tag activity. The record is from RefSeq and is a predicted model, not a curated record. Bases 98 to 319 code for a protein of 73 amino acids. NCBI's taxonomy places the organism in Eukaryota, Metazoa, Arthropoda, Insecta, Diptera, Drosophilidae. Gene Ontology annotation, cellular component: cytoplasm; nucleus. The transcript has 3 exons.
CUUGGAAUACUUGACAACUCUGAAGCAUAUUUCAACCAAAAAACCACAACAAAUCAAGAGGUGUUUUGUUGCCAUUUCCUUUGCAAAAUCAUCAAAUAUGAUAGAAAUAACGUGUAAUGAUCGUCUUGGCAAAAAGGUCCGCGUUAAGUGCAAUCCCGACGACACAAUCGGCGACCUCAAGAAACUCAUAGCGGCACAAACGGGCACAAAGCACGAGAAGAUUGUCCUUAAAAAGUGGUACACAAUCUACAAGGAUCCCAUUCGUCUAUCCGACUAUGAAAUCCACGAUGGCAUGAAUCUAGAACUCUACUACCAAUAAAUUUGCGAGGGAAGGGUUUCUUUACCGUAGAUGUCCAAAUUUUAUAGCUUCUUUGAUAAAUACAUAUAUGAAUUUUCAAAUAAAGUA